Messenger RNA from Lutra lutra (Eurasian river otter), 5221 nucleotides. RefSeq names its product phosphate cytidylyltransferase 1A, choline (gene PCYT1A). NCBI's taxonomy places the organism in Eukaryota, Metazoa, Chordata, Mammalia, Carnivora, Mustelidae. The coding region runs from base 221 to 1324 and encodes 367 amino acids. Gene Ontology annotation, molecular function: phosphatidylcholine binding; choline-phosphate cytidylyltransferase activity. Gene Ontology annotation, biological process: CDP-choline pathway. The record is from RefSeq and is a predicted model, not a curated record. The transcript has 9 exons. Gene Ontology annotation, cellular component: endoplasmic reticulum.
GCUGUUCCGUCAGCUGCCUUUCCCGGGCGUCUCCCCGCAACCUCUUCAACUUCCCUUGUCCGUGACGCGGCGCCCGGGAGAAAGCUGCCGGGACUCGGGCCCGCGGAGCGUGAGCUGCAGGUGAGGAUCCGGUGUGUGCAUCUCCUCGCGGCUGUCUUUGAGAGGACACGCUGUGUGGCUAGGACCGCCAGGAGACUGACUGAAGACUGGUUAAAAGAAGAUGGACGCACAGAGUUCAGCCAAAAUGAACACAAGAAAGAGGAGAAAAGAGGUACCUGGACCCAAUGGGGCAGCAGAAGAAGAUGGAAUUUCUUCAAAAAUGCCACGCUGUGCGGUUGGCUUACAGCAGCCAGCUCCUUUUUCUGAUGAAAUUGAGGUCGACUUUAGUAAGCCCUAUGUCAGGGUAACUAUGGAAGAAGCCAGCAGAGGAACUCCUUGUGAUCGGCCUGUGAGAGUUUAUGCUGAUGGAAUAUUUGACUUAUUUCACUGUGGUCAUGCUCGGGCUCUGAUGCAAGCAAAGAACCUUUUCCCUAAUACAUACCUCAUUGUGGGAGUUUGCAGUGAUGAGCUUACGCACAACUUCAAAGGCUUCACGGUGAUGAAUGAAAAUGAGCGCUAUGAUGCAGUACAGCACUGCCGCUAUGUGGAUGAGGUGGUGAGGAAUGCUCCCUGGACCUUGACACCAGAGUUCCUGGCAGAACACCGGAUUGAUUUUGUAGCCCAUGAUGACAUCCCUUAUUCUUCUGCUGGGAGCGAUGAUGUUUAUAAGCACAUCAAGGAAGCAGGUAUGUUUGCACCAACACAGAGGACAGAAGGUAUCUCCACAUCAGACAUCAUCACCCGAAUUGUCCGGGACUAUGAUGUGUAUGCCAGACGGAAUCUACAGAGGGGCUACACGGCAAAGGAGCUCAAUGUCAGCUUUAUCAACGAGAAGAAAUACCACUUGCAGGAGCGGGUUGACAAAGUAAAGAAGAAAGUGAAAGACGUGGAAGAAAAGUCAAAAGAAUUUGUUCAGAAGGUGGAGGAAAAAAGCAUUGAUCUCAUUCAGAAAUGGGAGGAGAAAUCCCGAGAAUUCAUUGGAAGUUUCCUGGAAAUGUUUGGUCCAGAAGGAGCCCUGAAACAUAUGCUGAAAGAGGGUAAAGGCCGGAUGCUGCAGGCCAUCAGUCCAAAGCAGAGUCCCAGCAGCAGCCCUACUCGGGAACGCUCCCCAUCCCCGUCUUUCCGAUGGCCCUUCUCUGGCAAGACUUCCCCGCCUUCCUCCCCAGCAAACCUCUCCAGGCACAAGGCUGCAGCUUAUGAUAUCAGUGAGGAUGAAGAAGACUAAGUUUUCAUCCCUUCUUUCCUGUCCCCUCCCUCUGUCCCAUCACCUUCAGAAGCUCUCUGUUGAAUUUCGAAUUGUGAUUCUGACACUAAACCUAAGGACAGCUACAAAGGAAAGAAAGUUGGGGCAGGAGGACCUAGGAUGGGAUCAGACAGCCUAUUCUCCAGGAGACAUCACCCAUCCACACCAAGAAGGAGGCUGACUGCACCUCAGAAACCUGUUCUGCAUCCAUAUACCCUCCCUACAGACUUUGCUUUACUGUUUAUGUUCAUGUGAUUUUGACAGGGAAAUUGUCAUUUUUAUUAAUUUUUUAAAAAUUAGUCUUUCAAAUGUUGUAAGUAGAACUAAUUUUUUGCCCCUGAGGAGUGGGCAGAAGGAAGUGGUAUAUUACUCAGAGGCCUUUUCCUCCUGAUACACUAUAGUGUUUGCCUUCUGUUCUGAGGCAGAGUGGCUUGCCAAGUCUUUCAAGCAAUGAGCCAUGCUGAUGAGUGAUUUCAGGGGGCAGGGGAAAUAGCAUAAUUUUGGUGUCCUUAACAAAAAAGCUAAAAGCUAAGUAAACUCAGUCACAAAUCCCCUAAAUGUACUGCUGGCACAUGUGUCAAUGUGGCUGGCUGUGAGAAGAAGGAGAUCUGACCCUAACUUUCUUACUCCCUGAGGAGUUUCUUGUUGGACCCAAUGGGGUCCAUGGAAGACACUGAUGGGGAUGGAACCAGACCACAUGGCAUCAGCUAUGGUUUUCCUGCUGUGUUCAUCUUCUCAGAAAACUCUCACCCAAUUAUUUGGGAGCUCUCGUCAAUCUCUUUCCUACAGUCUACCUUCAAAGGCAGGAACACGUCCAGAUUUAUUGUGAUUGGGGAGGAGAGUGGGACAAUACUCAAUCCUAUACAGGGUCAGGUUAGGUUAAUUUUCCCAUCUGUGAGUAAGUUCCUGGCCCUGCUAUUUCGUGCUUAUUACCUAGCUUUUUACAGAGGAUACUUUAUAAAUGUCUGCAGUUUGAACAUGAUCUGUUAAUCCAUGUUGCUCAAAGCCAUACUGAAUAUUUAGAGAGAUUUGCACAGAAUUUAAACACAAAAGCAUAAAGAAACACCCCCCCCCUUCCUAAAGCCUUAUCUUGAACUCUGUCCUUCUUAAGAAUGUUCUUGACUGGAACUAAUGCUCCAGGUAGUGUUUCUUUUCCUCUGAGAGUUGCAGCUGGUUGGGACUUCCCUCCGCUGCCCCUCCAGCAGACCACAGAAGAUUACAAGAAAAUGGCAGGUUCUCUCCUUUUCCCAGGUGUGCCUGGUGGUUAUGGUCCCACUGCUCCCGUUAGGUUGCCCAGGAGGAUUCACCACUUAUAUCCCACAUCAGAGAUGCUGAAGCUUAACACUUGCAGUUGAGCAUGAGCUCAUUUUAAGCCUCUAGCAUUGGGCCCUUACAUUACUGAGGAGACCAUCAUCUUCAGUAAUCCUGUAGCUGGGUUCAGGGGAAAAUUGCUUAUGUCCAGGCCCCACCCUGUCACUCAUAAAUACCCCUUGUGGGGGUGGAGUUUUGGUGUUUUCAGCUAAGAAAACCACAUUUUAUCUUUGCUUUCCCCAGUGCUAGGGCUGUGAGCAUCUCAUAGUCUCCUCCCUAAAUAUUUUCUGGUAAAACUUGCUCUUCUGCCUGAGGAUCAGGCUAGAAUCACUGCCUGCUUGCACAGCAGGACUGCCUGGUUUCUUAUAACUCCUGAUCACCCAGAGAGACAGAGUAUAGCAGAGUAGAGACACAAAGAGGGAAAUCUCUUAUUGUCAUGAUGGCUUACAAAACUACAUUUCUGACUCUUCUCAUGAAGUGCUAUUUUUGCUAUCAGAUAUGGUUUACAUGAGCUUUGGCUUGGAAUCCUUUUUUUACAACAGUACAAGUUCUUGUUUUCCUCCAUUAACAAGCUUCAUAGGAUCACGUAUUUUAACUUUUCUGCUUUAGUCUUCCCUCUUUGGGAAUUUUGCCUACUUCUGUCUUAUUUUCCUUGGUACAGAAAGAUAAUGAAAUCACUGAAGGUCACCUACCUAUUCCUCAAGGUACAUAUUGACCAAGUGUAUCUGGCAAGGGAGAUGCUCAGAAUGUGGUUUUGCACCCUGUGUGUCACUCCUCUCAAGUAUACUGUCGGGGAUCUCUUCCUCUGCUCUGUCAGUGGGCUACUUUUGGCAUUCCCUGCCCUUGGAAUAUAACCGCUCUGCUGGUAAGUUCUCUGAGACUGCCAGGUCCGGCAUAUGCACAUGUGCUUGGAAAGCCCUCUCACCCCUUUUGACGAGCCUCUCUGGCCUCAGUCUCCUAACACUAGUGCAUCUUGAAGUAAUUUUGACUUGAAGAUGAAAAUUUAUGGUUGUGGCAUAUUAGCUACUUUGGGGUAAAUGGGAUCCUAGGUGCUGGACAAGGAUGGGUGGAGGGAAGAAGCUGUCGGGAUGAUGUAUUAUUUGAUCAUUUGUGCCUAAUUAAAUGAAGUUAGUGGUUUGCCUACCAUGACCAUGCCUGUGAUCUGUAAAUCUGCUAUUAUUAAUUUUAAUAUGAACUGUUAAGAUUGAUUUCUAAUAUUAAUAUUAUUAUCUAUUUCCCUGAAUCCCACACACAAAGCAAUAAGCCAAAUGUAGCAGAAGUGGGAGAGCCUUAAACACUGGUUGGCUUCAGAGCCCAGUCUGUAAGACGGAAGAACGGAGACAUUCCAUGCUCCUCAGAAUGCUGAGGAGGUGCUACUUUAGUUAUCUUGGGAUGUCUGGGCAGAAAGUUUGCUCUUUUCAUACACUAGACUCGGUAGCAGUAAGGAGGAGAGGUUGAAACUUUCGAGGAGUAGAAACAGAUCCUUUGUACUACUGCCACCGUUUCUGACAAUUAGAGCCAAAGAGCAUUAUUUCGCUAAGGGUUGGGUAAGAAGUUGGGGAUAUGAGGACGUUGAAGAUCCUAAAUAAGAAAAAAUAUGAAGGAGGUCAAGAGAACUUUUGACUUUAUCUGAUUGCCGAUAACGCAGCACCUGAGUUAGAUUUUUCUUAUUUUACUUGUGACCACACAACUGGUCAGGCAGCCUCUGGAUAUUCUCCCUGUGAUGAUUCUUCACAGUGCUUUGGUUUCUCUGGAUUAUCUUAAUCUGUGGGUAACUUUUGUUAUUCUGGAGCUCAUUGCCUUUCUGACCCUGUUUUAGAUUUAUCUAAAAUCUUUCCAAAUCGAUUAUAUUUUGCUGCUUUUCUUUAAUUCCCUAAAAGCCAUAGCUUCUACAUUUUCUGUCAGCACACCCUUUCACCAGAAGUUGAACUAAUAACAGGUAGGGAAAAAAAGCUCCCUUAAUAAUGGUUUUAACUAAUGGUAUUUUUUUUAAGCUUACCAAUAUAAGUAUUUUUAAAGGUUGUAUUUUUCAAAGUCAUACAAUGAUGUUCUUGUUUUCUCUCAUAGAAUAAAUUGUCAUGGGAUAAAGAGUGGUCCCUAGCUUCUAUUUUUCCAAAUAAGUAGAACAUAUUCUUGGGAUUAUAUUAUUAAAUGUUAAUUUUCUCUAAAAGAAAGAGGGAAGAUUUUCUGUCUGCCAAAGUUUUAUGUUAAUACUCAGAUUGGGGUAGAAAACAAAGCGCUAGGUUUAACACUAGGAUGACUCAGGUUGUGUUCCUUUAGGUUUAAAGAGAGCUUUCCCACCCUUCUUCGGGGGGCACUGACUAUUUUAAACACAGAGACUUGAUUGGUUGGGUUGCUUUGUAGGGAGGAUCCUGAAAAGAAAAAGGUGGAAGAAACACUAGCUUUGGUAUGAAUGUUAGUCCCAUCUGCAGUGCCAGCAUCCACAGGGUGUUUUCCUCAAUCGGUGUUCAAUAUAUUGUUUUCCUAUGUGAGUGUUAUUGAUUUGUUCCAGUUAUUUGGGCCUUUGUCAUUUAGCCAAAUAAAGGCAAAGUGGUUUUACCUAAUGUA